AUGUGUCUAACAUGUUCAAUUCCAUUUUCUUACAAUAAAAUUGUAUUUGCCUCUAAUGGUAUUAAGUUCUUCAAAAGAUAAUAUUCAUCAUGGAUUAUGUUAUUCGAAUAAUCAUCUAUUUUGAAUUAAUAAAAAUGCUAUUGUUACACCUUAGAGUAAACAGAAACGAAAAUUAAAACUAUUGAACUGAUAUUUUUUCCAAACGUCUUUUCAUUAUAAUUAAUGAAUCCAUAAAUCAUAAUAAUAGCUGAACAUAAAGAAAAAACAGAUGUUAUUUCAUUAAGCACAAAAUUAGAAAAACAAUUCUUUUACGAAACAACACUGUUGUUCAAGUUUAGAUGA
Messenger RNA from Paramecium sonneborni, 342 nucleotides. The record is from the annotation of a GenBank genome assembly. Lineage: Eukaryota; Ciliophora; Oligohymenophorea; Peniculida; Parameciidae.